CCUAAAAUCCCUCCCAAUCUCUUUCCCACAUGGUGCUCGAUUCCCACAUGAUGCUUGAUAACAACCUCUCUGCAGAGGACCUUUUCCUUUGCUCGCCAAAUGUGGCUGGCCAAUCGGUGAUGCUCGAUAAGGACGGCGGUGGGGGAAAGGACCUUUCCCAGCAAGAGAGGGUCGGCUAUGACACCGAUAAGUCACUUUGGAAUUCAAUUUUGAAGUCAAUGGAUAACAAGCCUAAACAACCAAAGACUGCAGAACAAAGGAGGUUUGAAGAACUUAUGACUUAUUUUGCUAACCACACGGCACCAAAUGUUGACUUUUUGAAGGAACCGGACCCUCCUGUUCCUGCUGGUGAAUGUAGGUAUUGUUUAAAGGUGGAUGAUCACAUUACGCAACUUUGCCCCUACAAGUAUGAUGUCCCAAAGAAUGCAAUUCUUGGCAAAGGUUGUUCGGUUGUUUGUACUGUUUGCGGAUGUAGGUUUAGAGACUCAUGUUGUGCCAAAUGCGGCCAUACCCGUGGACGUGCAAUGCUCAUGGAUUGUAUAACCUGUGGGAAGCUAUAUGACCAUUGGUUUGAUACGUGCCCGGAACGCGAUUUGACUUCUCCUUUUACUUGCGACCCUUAUACUGGUUAUAUUUGUUUCAAGGCUUGUCCUCCAAAAGAGUAGAGAAUUGAGAAUUAAUUGUAAUCUAGAGUUAAAGCAAAAGAGAAAUGAGUGCUUUUUUAUGUCGUUUGCCAAAAAUGGGGCAUGUUUUUGUUUAGCCAUGCAUCCUAUAAUUUAGAUGCCUACAUAUUGUAUUGUUUUUAUCGCAAAU
Molecule: messenger RNA, 813 nt
Organism: Prunus avium (sweet cherry)
Lineage: Eukaryota; Viridiplantae; Streptophyta; Magnoliopsida; Rosales; Rosaceae
Source: RefSeq, a predicted model, not a curated record